AUGCUCUACAUAAUCGGCUUAGGCCUCGCAGACGAGCGUGAUGUCUCAGUCAAAGGUCUGGAGAUCAUUCGCAAAGCCGAAAGAGUGUACCUAGAAGCCUACACAGCCGUCCUUCUCGUAGACCAGGCGCAAUUGGAAUCCUACUACGGCCGCUCAGUCAUCCUCGCCGACCGCGAAAAAGUAGAGUCCCAAUCCGAUGAGAUCCUAUCCGGAGCCCAUGAAGAGGACAUCGCCUUCCUGGUAGUCGGCGACCCCUUCAGCGCCACCACACACACGGACCUGGCUUUACGAUGUCGGCAACAUGACCCUCCCAUUCAAACACGAACACUUCCCAAUGCAUCUAUUCUCACAGCCGUAGGGGCCACGGGUCUCAGUCUGUACAGCUUCGGACAGACAGUGAGUAUGGUCUUCUUUACCGAGAACUGGAAACCUAGCUCUUUCUAUGACCGCGUUGCGGAGAACGUGAGUCUCGGCCUACAUACGCUGGUACUUCUGGAUAUCAAAGUCAAAGAACCUGAUCUCGUAGCCAUGGCACGAGGCAAGAUCGUCUACGAGCCUCCGCGAUUCAUGACGGUGGCGCAAUGUGCUUCUCAAAUGCUAGAAGUGGAGGAGGAACGACAGCAGGGGAUCUGCGGGAAGGAGAGUCUCGCUGUAGGAGUGGCUAGGUUGGGCAGUGAGGAUCAAGUUAUUGUGGCGGGGACGUUGGAGGAGUUGGCCGUGGCAGAUUUAGGGAAGCCGUUGCAUAGUUUGGUACUGUGUGGGAAGAAGAUGCAUGAGAUGGAGUGGGAGUAUGUAAGGGGCUUUGCGGUGGACGAGGGAAAGUUUGAUCGAUUGUGGAAGGCAAAUUAUGCUGGCAAGGCAUGA
Molecule: messenger RNA, 864 nt
Organism: Recurvomyces mirabilis
Lineage: Eukaryota; Fungi; Ascomycota; Dothideomycetes; Mycosphaerellales; Teratosphaeriaceae
Gene: DPH5
Product: diphthine synthase
Exons: 2
Coding region: 1-864 (287 amino acids)
Biological process (GO): protein histidyl modification to diphthamide
Molecular function (GO): diphthine synthase activity
Source: RefSeq, a predicted model, not a curated record